GGGAGGUACCGAGAGGGCGCGAGGGUGGCAGCCGGAGCGAGCCGCCGCCCCUGCCCGCCCCGGGCCCCGUGGGGCGCAUGGGGUGCUUCGAGUCCGGAUCGCGUGCGGGUCUCGCGCCCUGCUGCCUGCUGCGGUGAGAAGCCGCGUCGGGACGCCCCCAGACCCCGAGCUGCCGGGAGGAUGACCAUGGCCGGGGGCAGGAGGGGACUGGUGGCCCCGCAAAACACGUUUCUGGAGAAUAUUGUCCGGCGGUCCAAUGAUACUAAUUUUGUGUUGGGGAAUGCCCAGAUAGUGGACUGGCCUAUCGUGUACAGCAAUGAUGGAUUUUGCAAGCUGUCUGGUUACCACAGGGCAGAAGUGAUGCAAAAAAGCAGUACCUGCAGUUUUAUGUAUGGGGAGCUGACUGAUAAAGACACAAUUGAAAAGGUGCGGCAAACUUUUGAGAACUAUGAGAUGAAUUCCUUUGAAAUUCUGAUGUACAAGAAGAACAGGACACCUGUGUGGUUCUUUGUGAAAAUUGCUCCAAUUCGAAACGAACAGGAUAAAGUGGUUUUAUUUCUUUGCACUUUCAGUGACAUAACUGCUUUCAAACAGCCGAUUGAGGAUGAUUCAUGUAAAGGCUGGGGGAAGUUUGCUCGGCUGACCAGAGCACUGACAAGCAGCAGGGGUGUCCUGCAGCAGCUGGCUCCCAGUGUGCAAAAGGGUGAGAACGUCCACAAGCACUCCCGCCUGGCAGAGGUCCUGCAGCUGGGCUCAGAUAUCCUUCCCCAAUACAAGCAAGAGGCACCAAAGACUCCCCCUCACAUCAUCUUACACUAUUGUGUUUUUAAAACCACGUGGGAUUGGAUCAUCUUGAUCUUGACCUUCUACACAGCCAUCUUGGUCCCUUACAACGUCUCCUUUAAAACCAGGCAGAACAAUGUGGCCUGGCUGGUUGUGGACAGCAUCGUGGAUGUCAUUUUUUUGGUGGACAUUGUGCUGAAUUUUCAUACCACCUUUGUUGGACCAGCGGGGGAGGUGAUUUCUGACCCCAAACUUAUCCGAAUGAACUACCUGAAGACAUGGUUUGUGAUUGACCUUCUGUCCUGUUUGCCAUAUGACGUCAUCAACGCUUUUGAGAACGUGGAUGAGGUUAGUGCCUUUAUGGGUGAUCCAGGGAAGAUUGGUUUUGCUGAUCAGAUUCCACCACCACUGGAGGGGAGAGAGAGUCAGGGCAUCAGCAGCCUCUUCAGCUCUCUGAAAGUUGUUCGGCUGCUACGUCUAGGGCGGGUAGCCCGUAAGUUGGACCACUACAUUGAAUAUGGAGCUGCCGUGCUGGUCCUGCUGGUGUGUGUGUUUGGGCUGGCUGCACACUGGAUGGCCUGCAUUUGGUACAGCAUUGGGGACUAUGAGAUCUUUGACGAGGACACCAAGACGAUCCGCAACAACAGCUGGCUCUACCAAUUGGCAAUGGACAUUGGCACUCCUUACCAGUUUAAUGGGUCUGGCUCAGGGAAGUGGGAAGGUGGUCCCAGCAAGAACUCUGUCUACAUCUCCUCGUUGUAUUUCACCAUGACCAGCCUCACUAGCGUGGGCUUUGGAAAUAUUGCCCCAUCCACAGACAUUGAGAAGAUCUUUGCAGUGGCUAUCAUGAUGAUUGGAUCACUUCUCUAUGCCACCAUCUUCGGGAAUGUGACGACAAUUUUCCAACAGAUGUAUGCCAAUACCAACAGGUACCACGAGAUGCUCAACAGUGUUCGGGAUUUCCUGAAACUCUACCAGGUGCCCAAAGGACUGAGUGAGCGAGUCAUGGACUAUAUUGUGUCUACCUGGUCCAUGUCUAGAGGCAUCGACACAGAGAAGGUCCUGCAGAUCUGCCCCAAGGACAUGAGGGCUGACAUCUGCGUGCAUCUGAACCGUAAGGUGUUCAAGGAGCACCCAGCCUUCCGACUGGCCAGCGAUGGCUGCCUGCGGGCACUGGCCAUGGAGUUCCAGACAGUGCACUGUGCCCCAGGGGACCUCAUCUACCAUGCUGGAGAGAGUGUCGACAGCCUCUGCUUUGUGGUCUCUGGCUCUCUGGAGGUGAUUCAAGAUGAUGAGGUGGUGGCUAUCCUAGGGAAAGGAGACGUGUUUGGAGAUGUGUUCUGGAAGGAAGCCACACUUGCCCAGUCCUGUGCUAACGUGAGGGCCUUGACCUACUGUGACCUGCAUGUGAUCAAGCGGGACGCCCUACAGAAAGUGCUGGAGUUCUACACAGCCUUCUCCCACUCCUUCUCCCGGAACCUGAUCCUCACCUACAACUUGAGGAAGAGGAUCGUGUUCCGGAAGAUUAGUGACGUGAAACGGGAAGAGGAGGAGCGCAUGAAACGGAAGAACGAAGCCCCCCUCAUCCUGCCCCCUGACCAUCCUGUCCGGCGACUCUUCCAGAGGUUCCGACAGCAGAAAGAGGCCAGGCUGGCGGCGGAGAGAGGGGGCCGCGACCUGGACGACCUGGACGUGGAGAAGGGCAACACCCUCACGGAGCAUGGCUCAGCCAACCACUGCCUGGUGAAGGCCAGCGUGGUCACGGUCCGAGAGAGCCCUGCCACACCCGUGUCCUUCCAGGCGGCCUCCACCUCUGUGGUGUCAGACCACGCCAAGCUGCAUGCCCCGGGGUCCGAGUGCCUGGGCCCCAAGGGAGGUGGCGGGGACUGUGCCAAGCGCAAAGGCUGGGCCCGCUUCAAAGAUGCUUGUGGGAAGGGCGAGGACUGGAACAAGGURUCCAAGGCCGAGUCGAUGGAGACGCUCCCCGAGAGGUCAAAGGCCUCAGGCGAGGCCACCCUGAAGAAGACAGACUCGUGUGACAGCGGCAUCACCAAGAGCGACUUGCGCCUGGACAACGCGGGCGAGGCCAGGAGUCCCCAGGACCGGAGCCCCAUCCUGGCAGAGGUCAAGCACUCUUUCUACCCCAUCCCCGAGCAGACGCUGCAGGCCACAGUUCUGGAGGUGAAGCACGAGCUCAAGGAGGACAUCAAGGCCUUGAAUGCCAAAAUGACCAAUAUCGAGAAACAGCUCUCGGAGAUACUCAGGAUAUUAACUUCCAGAAGAUCCUCUCAGUCGCCUCAGGAGCUGUUUGAAAUAUCGAGGCCUCAGUCCCCAGAUUCAGAGAGAGACAUUUUUGGGGCCAGCUGAGAGGUUUGUUUAAAAAGGUCAAAAAAGAAAAAAAAAAUCUGCACCCCUGCCCUAGACAACACCCCACCACACCUGACCAACAAUUUUCAAAGUGGGACCAGUGGCUCAGGUGGGGUCAUGCUCUUUUCAGAAAAAAAGGAAGCAUCUCGUGCCCCACCCUGCAAGAUGGCAGCCACAUCUGAACAGUCUUUGCACAAUUCUGGAAGCAGGGUGUGCCGUCUAAAGGGUAUUUAAAUUUUUUUACUACCGUGAUAUUUAUAAAAGGUUACAAUUACCAGAAAAGAAGAACCAGCCAUUUAGGGAUUGACGGGAGAGUACAGAGAACCCCUCAUGUAUAUACCAUGCAGAGCUCCUUCACUGACACCCCCAAAGACCAAGGUAUGGGCAGGGACUUCCCAGCGUUCCCCAACCUUGUACAGCCUGUCUUACGUCACCAUCUAUUUUCCUGUUAUCAUUUGGGACAAGGGGAGCUGGGAGUACAGAGCCUUUCACACAUCUCUGCUGAAGGCUGAACAGUAGGUACAGGUAGGGCCCUGUGGCCUCCAAGGACUCUGCUGCCCGAGUCAUAGCUUGCUCCCAUGGGACCGUUGACAGGGAGGCUGUGGGUGGCCCUCUGGCCCUGCUCCAUGCCGCAGGCCUCACUGCACAGACUACUCUCCUUCCCGACCUCUUCCCGAGUGUUCCCAUGGCAUUCCUCAGGGUAUGGAGCAUCGGCAGGAUGGGGCGUGAGCCCAGAGUUGCUUUACUCACAGACACACAUAUGACCUCAGUAAAAUGAUUGUAGCAAGUGAUAUGUUUAUAUUUUCAUUCUCAUGGGGAUUGUCCUUCAGAAGUUUGUAUUUUGUACACUGCAUGGGGUCAUUAAAGGACACUUGGGAGCCAUGCUUGGCCUUAUUUGAAAGCAACCUCUUUCCUACUAAAUGAAGACAGGACCAUGAUAAACAAGAACACAACAGCAGAGUUUUGAGUUUUUUCAGUAACCGGUCCAUGGGGGAAUAUCUGAUCAGAGAACUGUCUGUGGGCUGCCCCAGUCCCAUGAUGCUCAGGGACACUUGCUGCUUCAUUAGCUAGGAUCAGGUUACUCAAGGUUCAGGAAAAGAAAGAACUGCACACCCUCAAGUGAGGUGUUGGGACACUAACCCUCUAAACAAGCAAGGCAGAAGCGCAGCCCUGAAGUCGGACCACAGCUAGCCCUUAUCCAGGCUGUUGACCUUUGCCACACUGUCCUGACCCUGUCCCUGGUUUUGCUUUGCUGUCAAGAUUCUGAAUUCCAGUGCCCCUAGGGAACCUGAUAGGUGGAGACCUGCCCUACCAAAGAUAGUCAGCAUUUCCAAAAUGAGCCUGCCUGUCCACACAGCAUUUCCCAGGACCUGGAUCUCACCUGUCUGUGCAGAGCUUCCAGAGAUGGCCCUGAGAGGUCAAAGGCAUGUCCACAAGUAGCUUUUGGCCUCAAAUGGCCUCCAGGAAAGUGUCAUUUCCCAAGGCCAAGUCACACCUGGUUGUGACCAGCUAAAGCUGGGUG
This is a messenger RNA of Urocitellus parryii (Arctic ground squirrel), 4672 nucleotides long. It is a transcript of the gene Kcnh1, whose product is annotated as potassium voltage-gated channel subfamily H member 1. Gene Ontology annotation, cellular component: plasma membrane; voltage-gated potassium channel complex. The record is from RefSeq and is a predicted model, not a curated record. Gene Ontology annotation, molecular function: delayed rectifier potassium channel activity. Gene Ontology annotation, biological process: regulation of membrane potential; potassium ion transmembrane transport. Lineage: Eukaryota; Metazoa; Chordata; Mammalia; Rodentia; Sciuridae.